GCGCGUUUCCCGUCGUGCACCGCAAGGCGGUCGGGGAGAGCGCGGCAAGAUGGCGGACGUUCUGGAUCUGCACGAGCCGAGCGGCGAGGACUUCGCCAUGGACGAGGAUGGCGACGAGAGCAUCCACAAGCUGAAGGAGAAGGCCAAGAAGCGGAAAGGCCGCGGCUUCGGCUCGGAGGAAGGAUCGCGAGCGCGCGUGCGGGAGGAUUAUGACAGCGUGGAGCAGGACGGCGAUGAGCCGGGGCCGCAGAGGUCGGUGGAGGGUUGGAUCCUUUUUGUCACCGGCGUUCACGAGGAGGCGACGGAGGAGGACAUCCACGACAAAUUCGCUGAAUACGGCGAGAUCAAAAACAUCCACCUGAACCUGGACAGACGGACGGGGUACCUGAAGGGUUACACGCUGGUGGAGUAUGAGACGUACAAAGAGGCGCAGGCUGCCAUGGAGGGGCUGAACGGGCAGGAGCUGAUGGGGCAGCCGGUCAGCGUGGAUUGGUGCUUUGUCAGAGGGCCCCCGAAGGGAAAGAGGAGGGGCGGCCGCCGGCGGAGCAGGAGUCCAGACAGGAGGCGCCGGUGAUGGAGCCCACGCGUCACCAGUUCAAACUGGGGGGAACUGGGGGAGGAUGGGAGCAUUGGGCAUUUGGGGAGCAGCUGUCGGAGCGGAACGGUUCAGUGCUCCCAUGGGGUGGGGGAACGGGAUGGGGGGUGGGGGGUUGGGGCUGAGUUCUGCUUCUCUUGGAGCUGAGCUCGGCCGCUUCAGCAAAGUGUUUCGCCCCAUUUCUCAGUCGUUUCACUUGGUGCAGCCGGGGGGGUGAUGUGGUUCGGCUGCACUCCUGGGGGGGAGCGCUGAGCUCUGUGCUCACAGACGUUGUGUCUGCCCGCCCAGCACCGCGGGACGGACCUUUCUUCACUCACAGCCUUUCCAGUGAUUUUUAUUUUCAGUCCCCUCGUUCUCUUGUUGUUUGGUCUUCAUUAAAACCGAGCUGAGCUCCGCCUCCUA
Phasianus colchicus (ring-necked pheasant) is the source of this 997-nucleotide messenger RNA. RefSeq names its product RNA binding motif protein 8A (gene RBM8A). Gene Ontology annotation, molecular function: mRNA binding. Gene Ontology annotation, biological process: RNA processing. Lineage: Eukaryota; Metazoa; Chordata; Aves; Galliformes; Phasianidae. The record is from RefSeq and is a predicted model, not a curated record. Gene Ontology annotation, cellular component: nucleus; cytoplasm.